AUGUACAUACUUUCAUCCAAUCUUGAAUUCAAAAGAGCUGUUUCAACUGCCAUUGUUUCCGAUCCGAGAAAACUUGUUCCAACUCUGGAUUCUUAUCGAUUUAAUCCAUCCACAAAACGAUCGAGAGCUCCUACUACUGAUUUAUCUUCAGCAUUAAUUCAUCAUCCUUCUCAUUCAUUUAUCCAUUAUGAUGAAGAUAUUGAACUUAAUGAUUCAAAAAUUGCACCACCAACAAAACGUAUAAGUUCAAAUAUAAAUGAUCUUGUUACCAAACCAGUUGCUUCUUUACAUGCUGAUGUUAUUGGUUCUGUUAUUCGUCUGAAUUCUGUUGAAACCAGGUCUUCUGCUACUACUUCACUUGCUGAUGGGUACUACUCGUAA
Lodderomyces pseudojiufengensis is the source of this 381-nucleotide messenger RNA. RefSeq lists its product as uncharacterized. The transcript has 3 exons. The record is from RefSeq and is a predicted model, not a curated record. The coding region runs from base 1 to 381 and encodes 126 amino acids. Lineage: Eukaryota; Fungi; Ascomycota; Pichiomycetes; Serinales; Debaryomycetaceae.